AUCAGUUCGUCUAGAUCAAGUAAUAAUUGUGUAAGAUCGUCGUGUCUAUUAAAGUUGACCGUCUUCACAGAACAAUUAGAUCUGGAUUAGACACGACGAAAUAGCAGACAGAAUAACGAGGGUAGUAAUUUCAGUACGAAGAAAGAACUAAUGAUCAAAGUAUUGAAACUUAAAAUAGGAAACAGAGUAAAUUUUAUGUUGUUUCACAUAAAAUUCGUGUUGUCGAAAUCCUAGUAAAUAGGACUAACUUGAACAGGGGUCGUCUUCAUCAGUUGGUCUUGUAUCGUAUCCAGUCGUAUCUGGCUGGCUGUGCGAGGUAUCCGAACAUUUUGCGAAGAUAGUCGAAGGGAGCCGAAUCGGUUCCGAAUUCGAAGUAGAGAGAUAGAAUGAGAUAGAUUGAGAAAAGGAAGAGAGGAAGGAAGAAAGUGAGUGAGGAAGUAAGAGUGUGUGUGAGAGAGAGAGAGAGCGAAAGCGAGUGAGUGAAUGAGAGAGUGAGGAAGGGGUGACAUAGGGAGCGACGUAUAGGAGGAGGGAUCCGCAUAUAACGAAGGAGUAACCGUAAACGUAACCGAUCGAGCGGUUAAGGAUUAGAGGAGCUCAAGAUCGGAUGUGUAUCUCGCGCGCGAAUAUAUCAAGAAAGGGAAUCGGUAAUCGGAUCGAACGCUCAGUGAGACAUCACACGGGAAGCCGAGCUUAAUGGCUGUCAGGGCACCGCGAGGGGCCUGCAAGUCGCGACCGUUAUAUCUUGUGAGCCUCGGAACAUCACCUUCGACUGAUCUGCCUCCUGCUGUAUUUCGCGAUUUCACCCGUUUUCCUGAUUUUCUCGAAUUGGCCUUCCCCAAGAAUAGCCAGUCUCUGCUUCCAUUUCCGUUUCUGUUAUGUGCGAACGGGAAGCAGUCGAAGUGUUUAUAACUACUCGGUCAUGGUGGUGGCGGUGACAAGGCGACUGGAAAGGAACUUGGAGCCGCUCUACGACCGAACCAGAAUACCAUCCGGGUCAUUCAAACCAUCCGCGACGCCGGAUAGACACCAAAUCUGCGAAGACUGAACAUCCGACUCCGCCUUCGUCUUCGUCUUCGCCUCCACCGCCGGCGACGACGACGACGCGGAUUAUUUUAACGAAGAAUACAGAUCCUGUGAUAGACGUCAAGUGUUGUCGACCUUAUCCCUUCUUAUAAGCUCCAACAUCUCCGUACGGAUAUUUCUUCCUUCUUGGGGAUUCAUCGAGAUACGCUUUCCGUCUUGAGCACGGAGGGAUUCAGGGUCCGAGAUGUUCACCGGUACGAUAAAGGUCAAGAUAUUUCAGGCCUUGGGGCUUACAGCAACUGACAAGCAGCGCAAGCAACGGUUCUGGCAGGAGGAACCACCUAUUCUUGAUCCUUAUGUCCUUUUGGACGUUGAUGAGUCACAUCUUAUUAAAUCAUCCAUUAAACCUAAGACCUUCGAUCCUGUCUGGAAUGAAUGCUUUACUCACGAAGUACAGGAUGCCGUUAUGCUUGGACUCACCAUCUUCCAUAAAGCAGCUUUACCACCUGAUGACUUUGUCGCCAACUGUAGCAUCCCUUUUGAAGAGCUGAUGCACCGUGAUGAUGAAACUGCAGACUUCUGGGUGGAAUUGGAGCCUCAGGGAAGACUGCGAAUAAGGAUAGAUUUGAUAUGGAACAAUCAAGAUCAACAGUCAGAUUGCGGCGGCGGAGGUGGCGAUGGGGAAGGCAUCGGUGGAAGUGCUGGGGGCGUCGGUGCCGGAACUGGUACUGGCGGCAAAGAACCCGGUCGUGAAUUUAAAGAAAAAGGGCAGGGUUUUAGUCGGCGAAGAGGUGCUAUGCGCCGAAGGGUGCACCAGGUGAACGGUCACAAAUUCAUGGCCACCUUUCUGAGGCAACCCACUUUCUGUUCUCACUGCCGCGAAUUCAUAUGGGGCUUGGGCAAGCAGGGCUAUCAGUGUCAAGUUUGUACCUGCGUCGUUCACAAAAGGUGUCACAAGUAUGUUGUUACCAAAUGCCCAGGAAUGAAGGACGAGGGACAGGGAACUGUGUUACAGUCAAGUCAAGGUACCCAAGGUCAACGGUUCAACGUCAACAUCCCGCAUCGCUUCGUUGUCCACAAUUACAAGCGCUUCACCUUUUGCGAUCAUUGCGGUUCCCUUCUCUACGGCUUGAUCAAACAAGGCCUCCAAUGUGAAGUGUGCAACAUGAAUGUGCACAAGAGGUGCCAGAAGAAUGUAGCAAACAAUUGUGGUAUCAAUACCAAGGCGAUGGCCGAAAUUCUCAGCGAAAUGGGUAUAUCGCCUGAUAAACCGACCAAGCCGCCGAGGUUCAGCUACACGACACCGUGUACACCGCCUGCUGUGCCUCCGAGUAACGACGCACCAGCUCAGGACAGCUUGCCAUCUCAGAGAACCGAGGAAGCUCGUCCAGCAGGUGGCGAUGGAGCUGUCACCGUCAGCGAAGGCGAAACAAAGAAAGUAGGUCUCGAAGACUUCAACUUCAUCAAGGUCCUGGGCAAAGGUAGCUUCGGCAAGGUGAUGCUUGCCGAACGAAAGGGUAAUCCGGAUGAGGUAUACGCCGUGAAGGUUCUCAAAAAGGACGCGAUCAUUCUCGAGGAUGAUGUCGACUGCACAAUGACAGAGAAACGCAUUCUCGCCCUGGCCGCAAAGCAUCCCUUUCUUACAGCUAUUCAUAGCUGCUUCCAGACCAGGGAACAUCUUUUUUUCGUUAUGGAAUACGUCAAUGGAGGUGACCUUAUGUUCCAAAUUCAAAGAGCACGAAAAUUCGACGAGGCCAGGGCACGAUUUUACGCGGCGGAAGUCACCUUGGCGCUGCAGUUCCUUCAUAAACACGGUGUCAUUUAUCGUGACCUCAAACUUGAUAAUAUCUUGCUCGAUCAAGAAGGACACUGCAAGUUAGCGGAUUUCGGAAUGUGCAAGGAGGGUAUAAUCGAUGGCGCGACUACGACCACCUUCUGCGGCACUCCCGAUUACAUCGCCCCGGAGAUUCUUCAGGAACUUCAGUAUGGUGCUAGUGUGGACUGGUGGGCCCUCGGCGUUUUAAUGUAUGAAAUGAUGGCCGGACAGCCGCCAUUCGAAGCAGAUAACGAGGACGACCUCUUUGAUUCCAUCCUACGCGACGACGUCCUGUAUCCUGUCUGGCUGUCCAAAGAGGCUGUGUCCAUUCUUAAAGGAUUCAUGACUAAGAAUCCUGCUAAGAGACUCGGAUGCGUUAUCGAGAAUGGCGGUGAGAAUGCGAUUAGGGUUCAUCCCUUUUUCCAGUGUAUGAAUUGGGAGGCACUGGAGGCACGAGAAUUGCAACCACCCUUUAGGCCCAGAAUCAGAAAUCAGCGAGACGCGAUGAACUUCGACGCGGAAUUUACAAAGGAGGAGCCUGUCCUUACGCCCGUCAAUCCCGACUCGGUUCGCUGCAUAAAUCAGGACGAGUUCAAAGGAUUCUCCUUCGUCAAUAAGGACUUCAAUCCGAGCAGACUCGCACCGCAGACAAGACUGGUCUCAGAUAUCCGGUCUUCCAGAAGAUAAUCUCAUCGUCGCUGAACGAAUCCUCUCUAGUCAUUGCACACCACGCGAAACUCACAUCUUCGAGAUUAUUCGAAAGGGUACGUUGCUUACUUUUUAAGCGGCAUCUACGGGAAGACUUAAAAAAUGCGCAUUAACGCAUAAGAACAAACAAAGGAAAGGAACAGCGAGUUUAACGCGUUCAGUAGACUCGUAAGCAAAAUAGUUCCUGGUUACCAGGAUACUUUUCUCUGUUUCAUAUUUAUUUAUUGCUCGUACGUCGAAGUAAGAUUCGGCACAGGACAUCGCUCCAAUGCUCAUCAAGAAGCAAUGCGACACGAGUCGAUCAACGUCCAUAAGGAACGUCGUGAAGUAGCGCCAAAGGAAAAAUUGCGAUCUUACUUGAAAGACGAAGGAAGAAAUGGUUAAGAAAAAAAAAAAAGAAUUAUUUUUUCACAAGGACCGAGAAGACUGGAACAGAUCGCUCGAAUCUCGUCCAUUUAAGGAAAGUCUAGGCCCAAAGGUCCGGCCCAAAUAUUUCUGUCUGCGAAAAACGGAUCAAUUUUUAAUCGAUCUCUCGAUUAUGCCGUUUAGCCACUCCUGUCAGGUUCAUCAUCGAACACGGACAAAAGUGUGAAGAAAUUGACUGGGCCUUUUUUUUUUUUUUGGUUGCAAAAUAAUAUUUCUCAAGAGCGUAAAGCAGACUUUCAUUAUCUCUCUGUGCUAAAACGAGAUUCGUGCACUUGCUAAUCUCGAGGUUCGCUUCUCAGCGAAUUUCUGGAAUUAUCAAUUGCAAUCCACGAACCUACGUGGAUCCUCUUCGAUGUUCCAUCUGUGUUGCUGAUGAAGUAGAGGUAAAAAAAAAAAAGUAAAAAGAAACGCAAAAGACAAUGCAAGCAAGCAAGAGGAUGAAGCA
Molecule: messenger RNA, 4421 nt
Organism: Cephus cinctus (wheat stem sawfly)
Lineage: Eukaryota; Metazoa; Arthropoda; Insecta; Hymenoptera; Cephidae
Gene: Pkc98E
Product: protein kinase C
Exons: 11
Coding region: 1271-3529 (752 amino acids)
Biological process (GO): protein phosphorylation
Molecular function (GO): diacylglycerol-dependent serine/threonine kinase activity; ATP binding
Source: RefSeq, a predicted model, not a curated record